GCUCUCCCCACCGCGGCUAUUCCAGCUACUCAUAGACUGCGAGGAUGAGCAUCAUCAUCAUCAUACACGGCAAUUUCAUUAGUCACACGGUAUGGUCUCUCGUACCUGGCAUGAUGCUCUUCGGAGCCCGAGGGGUGCGAGAAAAUUCCAGAGGCGAUAAGAAAUUACGGAGUACUCCGUACUACUACGGGAAAUCGAAAGAGCCGACGCCACUAUCUUCGUCUGGUGAUGAGUACCUUCUGUACUGUACUCCGUACUGUACACCCAGUUGUCACGGGUCUCCCUUGGCAAUCCCAAGAGGGGAAGCCCAGGCGAUAACGUGGGCGCAUCACUUACCCUUUCCAGUUUAGUGCCAUCAAGGAAAUCCAUCUCCGCCGUGUCAUCAAUCCAUAACUAACUCAACUCACUACUCUCGCUCACUGUCCACCCCCUCGCCACUUUCGAUCAGUACCUGAAUCUGAAGAUACUAGCCUCGAUGCUACCUGCAUUGGUUAGAUCUUGUGCCUCAAAGAGCGAGUC
This is a messenger RNA of Aspergillus aculeatinus CBS 121060, 519 nucleotides long. RefSeq lists its product as uncharacterized. The coding region runs from base 45 to 350 and encodes 101 amino acids. The record is from RefSeq and is a predicted model, not a curated record. The transcript is spliced from 3 exons. NCBI's taxonomy places the organism in Eukaryota, Fungi, Ascomycota, Eurotiomycetes, Eurotiales, Aspergillaceae.